Molecule: messenger RNA, 1859 nt
Organism: Odocoileus virginianus texanus
Lineage: Eukaryota; Metazoa; Chordata; Mammalia; Artiodactyla; Cervidae
Source: RefSeq, a predicted model, not a curated record
AUCACCACGAGGGGUGGGCAGGCGCGCUUGGAGUGACGUUUCUUUGAGGAGUGAGGGGGGAGACUGAGCAAUAUGUCAGAUAACCAGAGGAGCUGGUGGCAGCAGUGGACCGACACCACCUACAUCAAACCUCUGAACCGCUUGAGGGCCGCUCAAGAGCCCUACCAGCGGCCAGAGGAGCAAGUGCUCAUCAACCGCCGAGACAUCACCAGCAGAAAGGAUGCCUGGGACAUGCAGGAGUUCAUCACGCGCAUGUAUGUCAAGCAGCUUCUCCGACACCCAGCCUCCAAGGUGCUGCUGGCCGUGCUGCUGGUGGUCAACGCCAUCACCAUCGCGCUCCGCACCAACUCCAUGCUUGGCCAGAAACACUAUGAGUUGUUCUCUACCAUAGAUGACAUUGUGCUGACCACCCUUAUCUGCGAGCUGCUUCUCGGCUGGUUAAAUGGUUUCUGGAUUUUCUGGAAGGUAAGCUGGGGACUCGGAAUGAAGAAGGGACCUGUCUGGAUCCUGGGAGGGAGGGGAGGGGAUGGUUGCAGGUGGGGCGAUGGUGGGGGGGGGUGUUGGGAAGGGCCGAGGGGGCGCCCUGAGAGGCUCUGCCGCAGGGCGCUUCUUCUGCUGCACUUGUGCGUGGGGGUGGAGCCUCUGGCCCGGAUCAUUCGCGUCAUCCUGCAGUCGGUGCCCGACAUGGCCAACAUCAUGGUCCUCAUCCUCUUCUUCAUGCUGGUGUUCUCCGUGUUUGGGGUCACUCUCUUUGGUGUGUUCGUGCCCAAGCAUUUCCAGAACAUUCAGGUUGCCCUGUAUACCCUCUUCAUCUGCAUCACCCAGGAUGGCUGGGUGGACAUCUACAGUGACUUUCAGAUGGAGACAAGAGAGUACGGAGUGGAGAUUGGGGGCGCCAUCUACUUUGCCAUCUUCAUCACCAUCGGUGCCUUCAUUGGCAUCAACCUGUUGGUCGUCGUGGUGACCACCAAUCUGGAGCAAAUGAUGAAGGCAGGACAGGGGCAACAGCAUCAAAUAGACUUCAGUGAGGUAGACAACAAGAAGGGAAAUGGGAAUAACAAGCUGCCGCUGGUGCACUGUGCAGUGGCCCGUUCGGAGAUGCCUGGCGUCCCCCAAGAGCCAUUUAUGGGGGGCCCCCUGACAAACCUCUCGGAAAGGACAUGUGACAACUUUUGCCUGGUGCUCGAGGCGAUACAGGAGAACCUGAUGCAAUACAAGGAGAUCCGCGAUGAGCUCAACACGAUAGUGGACGAGGUCCGCUCCAUCCGCUUCAACCAGGAGCAGGAGGAGGAGCUGCUGCAGAGGCGCUUGUCAUGGAACAUAUCCUUGGAGAGCAAGUCCUCCGUGGACAUCCGUGAGAUGACUCGCGAGCAAGACUUGAUCACCGCGCUCGUCAACAGGAAAAAGGUUCAGGAAUCCAACACAAAUGUUAACAAACACAAGACCAGCCGCUGAGAGGGCAGUGCAGGAGCCAAUGGGCAUGAGCGCACACCCAGCUGCUGCAUCUUCCUGCAUCGCUAGCAUGACUUGGCACAUCCUGGCCUGAGCCCAUCCUCUGCCUUACACCUGGGCAGAUGCCUGGGGAUGGAAGGGGGUGGUAUCUCUAGGACUUGGGCCUGUGAGGCCCCAGGUCCAGAGGAGCACGGAUGGAGAAGGAUAGUGGAUAAGAGUGGGAGCCUUACAGCAAGGACGAGCCCACAAGGGGGUGCUGGCCAGGGCAGCCAGGAUUUGCCCUCAGGAUGGGCAUCCCUGGUCCCCUGCUAGACCAGAACUAGAUGGGGUCUAAGCGGGCCCAAGUACCAAGAGGAGAAAGAUGAGGCCGGUGGGGCCAGGUAUCAUGUAUCGACAAUAAAGUUUUA